CCGUUCCCCCGGCAGCCAGGAAAGGGGCAGGGCAGGUGGGGCGGGCAGGGCAGCUCCAACUUGCCGGCAGGGGGGAGAGGAAUGCUCGUGUUGCCGCGGGAGGUGUGCGGGGUGUGCUCGCUUCGCGUCCCAGAGAUCCCCCCAAAUCCUGCCCGUGGUUUAAAAAUCUCUCUCUUGGCACAAGUGCGCGGGAGCCAGGCUCACUUUAUCGCCGCUGACGCUGUCAAAAUCGCUGUGGUUCCAGCAGUAACAGCAGCGAGCCCCCUCCCUUCCUCCCUCCAUCCCUCCCUCUCUCUGCCGGGUCACCCGCUCCUCGUGAGAAACCAAACGCUGAUAUUCCAUUAGCUUCAUCUUCCCCACGAAAGUGAAGAAGACUUGCUAAUUAAUUUACAUACGAGGGAACGAUGUCUGAAGGAAGGAAAAAAUACCCCGUUGCACCUGCUCCGCCGAGACUUGCCAUCUGAAUCUGGAGGAGAGCUAUAAAUCAUGUAAAGUGUUCGCGGUGGAGUCGGCUUCUUCUGAGAGCUGUAGGAUUAUGUAUCCAAAUGCUGAAUUUAUAUUUCCCACUAGGAAAAGACUGAAACUCAGAUGCUUCAGAAGCUUGCUGUGUGCUUACCACGGGUUCUGCCAACCACCUCAAGAGGGGACUCACCUAUUCUUUCUUUAGUCGAGCAAAACAUUAUCUUGAAAUAAUUAUUCCUCUCCACAUGGCCUUCGUACUCGUGUCAGCUUAUCUUCUGCUGACUCAUGCUCAGGGUGCUCCUGUUGAGAAUGGGGCACUGUUGGAUACACUGAAGUCACAAGUGGGAUUAUUCAGCAAUAAAAGUGAGCACUAUUCAGCACAGGUGAGACCUCCUGGCACGAGCCGGCAAAUACCUCAGACAAUCAUCAUAGGAGUUCGUAAAGGAGGAACGAGGGCUUUGCUGGAAAUGUUGGAUAUUCAUCCUAAUAUUGUGGUAGCAGCUACGGAAGUCCACUUCUUUGACUGGGAUGAAAAUUACGUGAAAGGAAUAGACUGGUAUAGAAAUCUGAUGCCAUUUUCUUAUGGAAAUCAAAUUACAAUUGAGAAAACACCAGGCUAUUUUACAUCACCACAGGCUCCAGGAAGAAUUCAUGACAUGAAUAGUUCCAUUAAACUGCUGCUCAUUCUAAGAGAUCCCACUGAGAGAGUUAUAUCUGACUAUACCCAAGUAUAUUACAACAGAGUAGAAAGCCACAAGCCUGUUCAGCUCUUUGAAGAUAUUGUUAUUAAGAAUGGAGUGCUUAAUACCAAAUACAAAGCUAUUCAGAGAAGUCUAUAUGAUGUUCAUAUGGAAAAGUGGCUUAAGCAUUUCAGUUUGGAUCAGAUUCACAUAGUGGAUGGCAAUACUUUAAUCAAGGACCCUCUUCCUGAAUUACAAAAAGUUGAAAGAUUUCUAAAUCUUCCUUCUCGAAUUAUGUCUUCUAAUUUUUAUUUUAACCAGACCAAGGGAUUCUACUGCAUCAGAAGUGAUGGGAGGGAGAGAUGUUUACAUGAAUCCAAAGGGCGUCCCCACCCUCUUGUUAACAGCACUGUUUUGGAGCAACUAUAUUCUUACUUCAGAGAGCACAAUGCAAAAUUUUACAGGAUGGUUAAUCAUUCCUUUGACUGGCAUUAACGUAUUUGGAGUCAAUGUUUCUUAAAAAGGGCCUGAGGCAAACUUUCAGACUCAUCUUUCUAAACUGUAAUGACUUGUAUUGUGAGAAUUGACAUCCUGGUUACAUGCUUCAUUGGAACAACACAUCUGUUGACUCAUUGAAAUGGUACUCUCUAUGUUGGGAAUAAUAAGUUUUAUGUAUUUGUAUGAUUACUGGGAGUCAUAUUCUGAUCUUCUUUCUCUCAUCAUGCAAGUACAUUAACUUCAGCAGACUUAGCAAAGACAUAUCUCUACAAGAUUUCUGCUGCUUUGGAAAAAUGCAUUUAACUGUAAAAAAUGUAAAUAUUGGAAAUGGUAUUAUUCUAACUGUUCUGUAUUUUUUGUUGUUAGUAUUUUUUAUAUCCCACGAUAGUGGUGUUGAUUUAUAGAUUUUUGCAUAAAAUAAGUUUAAAUUGUAUGUUAAAAUAGGGGCAUACAUAGUAGCUCCAAUAAAUAAAUCAUCCUCUUUAAUAUGUUGAAGUAAUUAAUUAAAAAUAGAAGGUAUCUAUUUCACCUGUAAUUUUGAAUAGGUGAACUAGAAGUUACCUGCCUGUAUGACAUUAAUAUUAAACCACACUUACUAUCAUGGGUUUGCAAAAAAAAUCUCCAAAGUAAGAAUAUGAACUUUUUGAAGAAUGUUAAAAUUAGAGUUCUGAAUGUAAAGAAAUUAAAAUAUCCCAGGAACACCGAUACUCUAUACACUAAAAAAAAUCAAUACAAAAAAAUUACUAAUAUGAGCAAUUGUACAAAUAUUUGAUUAUAUAAAUUAUGUCACUUUGCUCUUGAAUGGAAAAGCUCUUAGUACUACCACAUGAAUUAUGUUUGUACUCUGUGACUAGUUAUUCUGUUCUCCUGGCUUUGGUUUAUAUAUCUCCAUUGGCACAAUGAUUCUUGUUUAAAAAAAAAUUAUUUGCUUGCCCCCUGAAGCAUGAUGUAGUUUUAUUUUGCCAUUUCCAAUGCAGACCAUGGGAUAGUCUCAACAUUAAAAUAACCUCGUUUCAUUACUCAGACACAAUGUUCAGUACACUCAGUAUGACAUACUCAGGUUGUCUGUAAGAACCACAACCAUUUAUAGCCUUGCAUCAGGAUUUUAUUUUCAAUUUUUUUUAACAGUAUUGUGCUGAUCUUUUCUGCUUUUUCAUGUAAACAUUUUAUUAUAUAUCAAUACCAAAGAAGAAAAUCUGAGCAUCAAACCCCACUGAACCCUGACAAGGGUCAGGCAUCUGUGUCCUUCUGUCUAAGUCACUGCUCAUCCUAAAGGAGUGUAUGUUCCUACCAUGGGCUUCUUCCACUUCCAGGCUAAAAGGUAUGUAUUGCUGGGCUGACUUUUAGGCUUUUAAUACUUUGUGAGUGGGCUACUUAGGCAGAUAGCAGUAUUCCUCUGAAGCUGGAUAGAAUUGGACUCAGAUUAUGUGGAAAUAGCCUUCAUCAAAUAUUCUCUCAAUAAAUGUAAAAUGUUAAAAAUAAUAUAAUAAUUCUUAUUCUUUAUCUGUUCCAUGACUUGCUUAUGUAUGUAUGAAAGAAAAUAUACUGUAUAUAUGAGAGAAAAUUAUUUUCAUUAGCAUAUAAUUAAUCUCUGAAAUUACCUUUCUGAAGUAGGUUUGUUUACUACAACUCUGAUUGCUAUAAAUGGCUCAAAUUUUCUUUUACUUCUGCCACUUUUUCUGAGAUUGUGGCUUCUUAAUUAUUAAUAUUGAUCCAAUAUAGGCACUACAAAGUACAAUGUCAAUAAGAAUCUGUGGAAAUACAAAUGUAUUUGUUUCAAAUUAAUCAAAGAACAGGAUAUUUAUGCUGGUCUUCUACCAUCUCUACAAGGACAUUGGAUAGGCAAACUUUAAUAAUUACAGUUGUGCAGUCUAACUGUAUCUUCUUUGUCUUUUGUCAAGUAAAAACCUCAACCAGAAUAUUUCUGAACUCUGAAUUAAUAGUGUGAUUCUAUAUCAGAAUAACUUUUUCUAUUUUGUGGGCACAGCACUUUUGUCUGAUAACAGAACACCCAAAUCCAGAUUCCCAGUAUUGUCUAGCAUGGCUGGUUCUUUCUGACCAAUCCAAUCUCAGUGAUAAACAAAACUCCUUCCAGUCCACUCAUUUCAGAAAUACAUUAUUGAAGGGAGCAACAUAAGUGCAUCUUGUAUCAGACAGAAAUAUAUAACUUUCUGUUUCUUAUACAUUCCAAAACUCUCUUUGUCUUUUUCCUCUUUUCUUAUUUUUUUUCCUUACAAGAAGCAAAUUUGAAAACAAUGUAUACUUUAAUAAAAGUUUCAGGUAGAUGCUGGUAAUUGAAGAAUUCAGAUGUCUAUAUGCCACAUUAAAUUUCACAGCCUUCCAAGAAAAAGGAAGGGAGAAAAUUCUAAUGUCUUUCUAUAUUUAUGCUUGCAGGCAUCAAGUCUUUUCUCUUCUCUUCUCUUCUCUUCUCUUCUCUUCUCUUCUCUUCUCUUCUCUUCUCUCUCUUUGUUCUCUGAAGUUUACAGCUAAUCUUUAAAUGAGCUGAAUGCAGGAGCACCAGCUAGCAGAAGCUAUAUGCAUCUUUGAAAAUGCAAGUCCCUUUCUGGAAUUUACAUUUCAAGGAGAGCUGAGCUGUAUGGAUUAGUGAUGCUUAUAUCUAUUUGAUUUGUUAUCACUCCUCAUUCCUGUUCAGCAUUUUGGGGAAGAACAGAAUUGAUGGAAUGAAUUUAAUGAUUAUUUUAGAAUUUACUAAUAUAAUGAGAAAUAUAUUAACUAUAAUAUAAUCUGGGUGAAGGGGUGGUUGGUUUGAAUUGGUUUUAUGUAAAUCAGAUUCUCAUCAGAAAUUUUAUUUUGAUAAAUGAUCAAAAAUCAUACAAUUUAACCUCUGUAUAACAGAGGUUAGACUGUAAUUUUACAUUGCAGGCUUUCAAUCAGUUUCUCAUUUUUUGGUCUGAAAAAUACUCUUUCAUGCCAUCCUGACCUUUUCCAUUCUUAAAGUCUUUAAGAAAACCCUCCUUCCCUCAUGCUCAGGAAAGGAAUCAGAUAACCUUAACAGAAAAUCCACUGAGCCAUACUUGGGUAAUACUGAAAUAAAAAGUACUCACUUUUUGACACUUGGAAUUCAAAAGUAGUCAGUUUUUUGGGAAGACCUGUCGGCUUGCAGUCAGUAUAAAGAUGUUAUUAACAAGACAGUUCUCAGUUUAAGCAAUUACAUACAUGUCGUGAAUUUACACAACUGAUAGUAAACCAGAAAUUACUUUUCUCUAAAUUGUUUAUCAGAGAAUUUUCAUCUCAUUCUCUGAUACUCAAGAGUUGCUUGCAAAAGUAAAUUUCAUGUGGGAAGGUCACUUGAAGAAAUCAUGCAGUUGUUUCAAAGGUUUUUGGGAGCAUCUGAAACAGAUGAUACAAUUAUGUGUGCAAGACUACUGCAGAAUUUAUGAUGAUUUGACCAGCUCUUUGAUGUUCCACAAAUACUAAACUUUAAAUACUGUUCCUUUCCUUUUCUAUUAAAAAUGCCACAGUUAUAGUUGCUUUGAUUUAAUGUUGCAGAGAAUUAACCAUAUCAAGCAGCUGUAACUGGAUCAGUUCAGCCAUGAUAAGCAGCACACACAAUAUCCAGAUGAGUCUAUCACCUCUUCUUUUUUUUUUUUUUUAAUUUGUACUAUAUGUACUACUAUAGUACAUAAAGGAAAAUAUUGGGAAACUUAAAAGCUACGAUUUUACCCCCAAAACUCCUAGUACUAAACUAAUGGGAAAGAAGCAAAGAAGUUCCUGCAUUGCACUCUAAACCAUUAUUUUACCAGGAAAAGGGUUGGAUUUUUUCAUUGUACCCCCUGUAUGCAAAUGCUCAAAGGCCUCGGACUUUGGCCUCUGGUCUUUCACAAUUUAGCCUUGAAAGCUAAAUUUAGAGUUCCUCUUAAAGGAUACCUAUUAAAGCAGAGACAUUUUCUUGUUGUAGAGGACUUUACAGAGGGCACACACAUCUUUACAUGCUGCUCCACAUCAGCUCCUUCACUGUCCUCUUGAUACAAAAUUAAUAAUCCUAUGAAGAUUAUCUAUUGAAAGCUGAUCAGAUUGACUACUGUAGGGAAGCAUAUCUGCAUAAGGAGUUUUCUGUCUCCAGCACAUCGAAAAAAAAUUUAAAAAAAAGUUUUUUCUAUCAAAUUUGACUGCUUAUUGCCUCUGUCAAUUCAGAUGCUUUCAUGAAUUGGACAAAAAUUUUAAUAUUUUUAUAAUCCCUAUAAUUUCUUGUUUAAUCUAUGUGGUCAAAACCAAAAACAUGAUUUAUCAGUUUACUUACAUAGUUUAACUGAAAAAAAAAAAAAGAGAGAGACUUACCCCUCAAUACUUUGAUU
Molecule: messenger RNA, 5956 nt
Organism: Corvus hawaiiensis (hawaiian crow)
Lineage: Eukaryota; Metazoa; Chordata; Aves; Passeriformes; Corvidae
Product: heparan sulfate glucosamine 3-O-sulfotransferase 1-like
Exons: 2
Coding region: 708-1637 (309 amino acids)
Molecular function (GO): [heparan sulfate]-glucosamine 3-sulfotransferase activity
Source: RefSeq, a predicted model, not a curated record